Molecule: messenger RNA, 3972 nt
Organism: Fukomys damarensis (Damara mole-rat)
Lineage: Eukaryota; Metazoa; Chordata; Mammalia; Rodentia; Bathyergidae
Gene: Traf5
Product: TNF receptor associated factor 5
Exons: 11
Coding region: 988-2730 (580 amino acids)
Biological process (GO): positive regulation of JNK cascade; tumor necrosis factor-mediated signaling pathway; regulation of apoptotic process
Cellular component (GO): plasma membrane signaling receptor complex
Molecular function (GO): thioesterase binding; tumor necrosis factor receptor binding; zinc ion binding
Source: RefSeq, a predicted model, not a curated record
AAUAACAUAAAAAAAAAAAACUUCAGUUAGACCCCAGGGGCAAACCAUGCUGAAAGGGGAACAGUCGCCCUGCACUGCUUGCUUACCACUCUUGGGAGUUUUACAGGAAACAUGCAGAAGAGAAGAGGUAGGGCUUUCACCUCAAGCCUUGGAUUGGAAAGACAUCCUCUAGUCUCCCAGAGAGGAAGCUUAUUUGCCCGAAAAGGCUGGUGCUUACUCUGCUCCUCUCUCCCUGGGCACACCAGGCUCCAAAUGCUCUAGCAGGGCAAGAGGCCGGUCGGGGAACAUGGGAAAGGCAGAGCAGCAGACAGCCCAGGGCAGAUGGGGCUGUGUAUCUCUCACCCAGCUCAUCAGGCCACACGCUGCUGCAGGCCCAGGUGAGUUUCCUUAGUGGAGGAGAGACAGGGUCUCCAGAGUGCCCCCCUAGACCACACGGGUCUGUGGCCCGAGCCAUCCUGGCGCUGCCCCCCGGCCUCCCAUCUGUGAGGAGGUCUAGAGUUUUCAUCCUAUUUUUAAAGCUGGGGGAGGUCUUGCACAAAAAUAAGCUAAAAAUCUCUGUUAGAGGCCAGCACUAAUACAGCUGCACUAUUGGGAGUUUUUCUCAAGAAUAUAUUCAGAAACAUUAAUUCAACCCAUAGCUGAGUUGUUCUCCAAGCCAGGGGCAGGGCUAGAAGUGGGGAGUGCAGUGGUGACCCAGAAUGGAUGCAGACUGUGUCACCGAGGAGCACAGGCACAAACCGGAUAAUCACACAGGUGCACAUCCGACCCCAAGCCAGGAACUGCUCUGGGGAAAGGAACCUGAUUUAAUGCGCAGUGUGACUUGGCGGAUGUUGUUUUUUAUUUUUAUAUUUUCAUUUUUGAAUUGGGAAUGCACUCAUGUUCAAAAACUCAGGAGGGUUGUAAAGUGAAAAGUCUUCCUCCUCACCCACUCGCAUUCCCAGCCUUUCCCGAGGCCACACGGAUGCCUUACGGACGGGCGAGUAGGCCAUGUGCCGUCAGACCGGGGAAGAGAAGCUGGCGGAAAGACAUGACCCUCGAAGUGGAAGCACAGUGAUGGCUUACUCAGAGGAGCAAGGUGGGGUCCCCUGUGGUUUCAUCCGCCAGAACUCCAGCAACUCCAUUUCCUUGGACUUUGAGCCUCACACAGAUUAUUGGUUUACGGAGCCGCUGGAAGAGCGCUACAAAUGUGCCUUCUGCUGCUCCGUGCUGCACAACCCCCACCAGACGGGCUGCGGGCACCGCUUCUGCCAGCACUGCAUCCUGUCCCUGAGAGAAUUAAAUUCAGUGCCAAUCUGCCCUGUAGAUAAAGAGGUGAUCAAGACUCAGGAGGUGUUUAAAGACAAUUGCUGCAAAAGGGAAGUCCUCAAUUUAUAUGUGUAUUGCAAAAAUGCCCCUGGAUGUAGUGCCAAGAUGAUUCUGGGACGAUAUCAGGACCACCUGCAGCAGUGCCCGUUCCAGGCCAUUCCAUGUUCCAACAAGAACUGCCGGGAAGCUGUGCUGCGGAGAGACCUGCAGGAGCACCUGAGCACACACUGCCAGUUCCGGGAGGAGAGAUGCCUUUACUGCAGGAAGGACAUAGUAGUGGUCAAUCUCCAGAAUCAUGAGGAGAACUUGUGUCCUGAGUAUCCAGUAUCUUGUCCCAACAAGUGUUCGCAGAUUAUUCCAAGAACCGAGGUGGAUGAACAUCUUGCUGUGUGUCCAGAAGCCGAACAACACUGUCCUUUCAAGCACUAUGGCUGUGCUGUAAAGGGUAAGCGAGGUAACCUGCAGGAGCAUGAACAGUCAGCCUUGCGAGAACACAUGCUCCUGGUUCUGGAGAAGAACUUCUGGUUGGAAGAGCAGAUCUCUGACUUAUAUAAGAGCCUAGGGCAAAAAGAAAGUAAAAUCCAGCAGCUAGAGGAAACUGUGAGGAAAUUUGAAAAGGAGUUCAAGCAGUUUGCACAGUUGUUUGGCAAAAAUGGAAGCUUCCUCUCAAACAUACAGGUGCUUGCCGGUCACAUUGACAAGUCUGCCUGGCUAGAAGCUCAAGUGUGUCAGUUGUUGCAGAUGGUUAACCAGCAGCAACAUAAGCUUGACCUGAGGUCUUUGGUGGAAGCAGUUGAUGCAGUGAAACAAAAAAUCGCCCUGUUAGAAACCAAUGACCGACGAUUAGUUGUUUUAGAAGGGGAGACUAACAAACAUGAUGCCCACAUUAAUAUCCAUAAAGCACAGCUGAAUAAAAAUGAAGAGCGAUUUAAACUGCUUGAGGGUGCCUGCUAUAAUGGGAAGCUCAUUUGGAAGGUGACAGACUACAAGAUGAAGAAGAGAGAGGCCGUGGACGGGCACACAGUGUCCAUCUUCAGCCAGCCAUUCUACACCAGCCGCUGCGGCUACCGGCUCUGUGCUAGAGCGUAUCUGAAUGGCGAUGGGUCCGGGAAGGGGACACACCUGUCCCUGUACUUUGUGGUGAUGCGAGGGGAGUUUGACUCACUCUUGCAGUGGCCAUUCAGGCAGAGGGUCACCCUGAUGCUUUUGGACCAGAGUGGCAAAAAGAACCACGUUAUGGAGACCUUCAAAGCUGAUCCCAAUAGCAGCAGUUUUAAAAAACCCGACGGAGAGAUGAACAUCGCAUCUGGCUGUCCCCGCUUUGUGGCUCAUUCCACUUUGGAGCACUCCAAGAACACCUACAUUAAAGACGACACGCUGUUCUUGAAAGUGGCCGUGGACUUGACUGACCUGGAAGAGCUCUAGUCCCUGUUCAUGGAGUGACAAGAAGACCUCUCGAGGCCAGGAGCGCGGAAGAGGACACGCGCGAUGGGUUUAGACUCAGUGCGCCCUCGUAUUGGGCUUUUUGUCUUUUAUGUUUGAAGUUAGUUUAAAACUUCCAAAGUGCUGUUUUCUUCCUACAUUCUACUCUGCUGAAGUUGAAAACAUAGAACUCGUAGACUAUCUUCUUGUUAUUUAUAUUUUACAUCUCACAGAAAAUUUCUUUAACAUGAAGUCUUAGUCUUAUCUCUUACUGGUGCUUAGUGAAGUGUCUCAGGUACUCUGCUCCUAACCCUGAGGACACAAAGGUAGCAGAGUUUCCAGCUGAAAAUGCUUCAGAAUUAAUCAGAUCUAAACACAGUAGCUUAUGUUCUUUUUGGAGACCGUUUGAAGUCACUAGUUGCUAUGAAAAUGGGAAUGUAUAUAAGCUUAGAGUCCAGACUUCUUUCUGAAGAACAGAAAUGAUCGUGUUCUGAGGCAUCUGUCCAUACAGAUCUACAUGUAUCUACAGCUCUUGGCAAGCCUGAGCUUAACCCAAACAAUAGUGUUUUCCUAACUUGAAAUGUACUGUUGCCAUUGGUCCUACAUGGGCUGGUUCUCCCGAGUUUUGGGAGACAAGUGCCAGGGCCUCAGGGCAACCACACAUCUUCCCAUUUCUGUGCAGUUCACCCUACUGAAGAGCCAUGGAUUGUAUUACUUACUUCUAGGAAUGACAGGAACCUUCUUAGCUUCUCCUGAGCAAUUUUCAAGAUGCUAAAGACUCAUACCAUAGGUGUCACCCGAGUAUUAAAUUCAAAGAAAUACAUGCACAGUAGAAUUGUACUUGAGAACUACACUGUGGCUUCUGGCAAGCUCUAGUAUGGUGGCGAUCAACACAUCAACUCAGAUAGCAGGACACAACCUCUAACCCACAAGGCCAGACUGGGGUGUCGUGUUCCUUUGUUUCUAACCAUGUCCAAGGUCACUCUGUCUCCUGGGAGCUGAAGAUCAUGUUGUAAUUAGUUUUUAAGCAGUUGAUUUGGAAAAUAUUUUAAAGUGAGCUUGCAAAAUACUGGCUUUGUCUAUUAAUAACUUCAGUGUAUACAAAGCAUGUCAUGGUAUGGUUUAGGAAUUCAGGCUCCAUCACUGAUACAGUGAUUAAGUGAAAGUAGUGUUUCACAAGAGUUUUGAUUUUUAUUUUUUAAAGUGGAUCCAUGUAAACAAUUUUCCUCUCAUUUUAUCUAAUUA